AUGAUAGCCGAGCCACGUGCUGCUUGGUUGGCUGUACGGCGCGUUUUUUCUGGCGUUACUAUCAAGGGUUGUGUGUUUCACUGGACACAGGCUGUUUGGCGAAAAGUCCAGGACCUUGGGUUAGUAACCACGUACAGACGUCGACAGGCACUGUACAACUACAUGAGGCAGCUGAUGGCGUUGCCCUUCCUACCAGCUGCACACAUACGGGAGACGUUUGCAGCGUUGAGAGACCGCGCGAACACUCCGCAGCUCGAUUCCCUCGUGACAUACAUGGAUCGUCAGUGGUUCCAGCACGUGCUGUUCAAUCCUGAAAACUGGUCCAUAUUUAGACGUUCAGUACGGACAAACAAUGAUGUCGAAGGUUGGCACCACAAGCUGAACACUACCGUUAGAUAUGGUGGCUGCUCCAUCUACGUUCUUGUACCAACCUUGAUGACUGAGGCAGAGAUCGUCGCUAUCGCAGUAGCUGCCGACGACCUGGAUCGUGAUGUCGCAACCAAAUACACCAAAUUGGAGGAAAAGAUACAAUCCCUGUGGGACAAAUACAUGGGGAAUGAAGUAUCCACAACACAUUUCUUUAAGUCCGUGUCCAGAUUGUACGGGCCGUCCGACGACAUGACGGCAGACUCAGUUGUGGGAUUGUCUGGGGAGUGAAGUGGAUAGUGUUAUCAAACAGACGAUGAAGUCUGUUACGGACAUUAAAAUAAGCAAAACUAAAAAAAAACUGUUGUAAAAUACAAAGUUUAUAUCGACUGAUUGUGUGUGUAUUCUACCACAUUGUAUUCAAUGUAAUUUUGAUGUGAUUUGCUAAGUUGUUUUAUGUUAGGUAAAAUAAGAUGUAUGUCAAAUUAGUGUAUAUGUGUGCUUCGACACUGGAUUGAAUGUUUUGUUUAUUAAUAAAUAUAAAAUGAAAUCUGUAUUUCGAUGUGAUUUUCUCAGUUGUUUUAUGUUAGAUAAAAUAAAAUGUAUGUCAAAUUAUUGUGUAUG
This is a messenger RNA of Dreissena polymorpha, 990 nucleotides long. RefSeq lists its product as uncharacterized. The transcript is spliced from 3 exons. Lineage: Eukaryota; Metazoa; Mollusca; Bivalvia; Myida; Dreissenidae. Bases 1 to 657 code for a protein of 218 amino acids. The record is from RefSeq and is a predicted model, not a curated record.